Messenger RNA from Durotheca rogersii, 2264 nucleotides. Its product is annotated as chaperonin Cpn60/TCP-1 family. The transcript has 5 exons. Gene Ontology annotation, biological process: protein folding. Gene Ontology annotation, cellular component: chaperonin-containing T-complex. Gene Ontology annotation, molecular function: ATP binding; ATP hydrolysis activity; ATP-dependent protein folding chaperone. Bases 263 to 1885 code for a protein of 540 amino acids. The record is from RefSeq and is a predicted model, not a curated record. NCBI's taxonomy places the organism in Eukaryota, Fungi, Ascomycota, Sordariomycetes, Xylariales, Xylariaceae.
GACCUCCAGCUCCCCACCCAGGCAGCCUGUGGACAUCCAUAGGUCCCUCUAGUACUCAAGCUGGCGAAUCUUUUCUGCAAAAAUAAAAAAUAAAAAUACAAAGUGCUGGUCCGCAAGCAACCCCAAGGCCUCACUCAGAAGCUUCCCAACGCGAUAAUUUCAGGACGGCCCCUAUCAUUUCGCGUAGCUUGUAGGCCGAUAUCGAAUCCCGUCCCGCCUGCCACGGUCGAAUAUUAAAUCCCACUCUGACAACUCCGUCAAGAUGCAGGCCCCCGUUUUGGUCAUGAACACCCAGAGCGGUGAGAGACAAUUUGGCCGCAAAGCUCAGCUCUCUAACAUUGCCGCCGCCAAAACUGUUGCCGAUAUUAUUCGAUCGUGCCUCGGGCCUAAGGCUAUGUUGAAGAUGUUAUUGGAUCCUAUGGGCGGCAUCGUGCUGACGAACGACGGCCACGCCAUCCUGCGAGAGAUCGAGGUGUCGCACCCAGCUGCCAAGAGCAUGAUCGAGCUCAGCCGGACGCAAGACGAGGAGGUGGGUGACGGCACAACAACCGUCAUUAUCUUGGCCGGCGAGAUCUUGGCACAUGCCCUCCCACAACUAGAACGAAAUAUACACCCCGUCGUCAUCAUUUCCGCCUUCAAGCGCGCGCUGAAGGACGCGCUAGAGAUCAUCGACGAGAUAUCGUUGCCCGUUGACACCAACGACGACAAAGCCAUGUAUAACUUAAUCUCCUCCUCGAUCGGUACCAAGUUCGUCUCGAGGUGGUCCGACCUCAUGUGCAGCCUGGCUCUCAGUGCCGUCCGGACCGUCGCGUGGGACGCAGGGAACGGCAAGCGAGAGGUUGACAUCAAGCGGUAUGCCCGCAUAGAGAAGGUUCCGGGCGGGGAGAUCGAAGACAGCACAGUACUAGACGGAGUCAUGCUUAACAAGGACAUAACCCAUCCCAAGAUGCGAAGACGGAUCGAGAACCCGCGGAUUGUGCUUUUAGACUGCCCCCUCGAGUACAAGAAGGGAGAGUCUCAGACGAAUAUCGAAAUCACAAAGGAGGAAGACUGGAACCGCAUCCUGCAGAUUGAAGAGGAGCAGGUUAAGGCUAUGUGCGAUUCGAUCUUGGCUCUCAAACCUGACUUGGUUAUCACGGAGAAGGGUGUGUCGGAUCUCGCGCAACACUUCUUCGUGAAGGCCAACAUCACCGCGCUACGCAGGGUUCGGAAGACGGACAACAACCGAAUAGCUCGAGCUACUGGCGCUACCAUCGUAAACCGGGUGGAUGAUCUCCAGGAAUCUGACGUCGGAACUAAGUGCGGGCUGUUCGAGAUCGAGAAGAUUGGCGACGAAUACUUCACCUUCCUAACCAAGUGCAAGGCGCCUAAGGCUUGCACCAUCCUGCUGCGGGGUCCCUCUAAAGACAUCUUAAACGAGGUGGAGCGGAACCUUCAGGAUGCCAUGGGUGUAGCCCGAAAUGUCAUGUUCCACCCCCGGCUCUCGCCUGGUGGAGGGGCAACGGAGAUGGCAGUCUCGGUACGGUUGAAUCAACUAGCGAGGAACAUCGAGGGCGUGCAACAGUGGCCCUACAAGGCGGUCGCCGAAGCCUUGGAAGUCAUCCCCAGGACCCUGGUCCAGAACGCUGGCGCCAGUCCAGUGAGGGUCCUCACCGAGCUUCGUGCCAAGCAAGCGGAGGGCAAGAGCUCGUGGGGCAUCAACGGAGAUACGGGGACCAUCGCGGAUAUGAAGGACUACGGCAUCUGGGAACCGGAGGCGAUCAAGCUCCAAAGCCUCAAGACUGCCAUCGAGGCCGCGUGUCUGCUCCUGAGAGUUGACGAUAUCUGUAGCGCAAAGAAGGCGCAACACGCCGGAGCUCCCGGGUUGGGUGGAGGAGAGGACUAAAAAUGGGAGAUAGGGGAAGGAAAAAAUAUUUGACGAAGCCGCUGGGCGUGCCCACGAGGUGUUGGCAUUCGAAGAGGACAUACCCCAUGCAUCAACCAACGACUAGACAAAAGGCCGCAUGAGAUAGACAAAUGAUGUGGCUCUGCUGCGACGUCUACAAGGACCAACAUGGUUGUCGUCCUACCCUCGUAGCUGCGUAACAUAACUGACGAGGGAUCGCGUAGCCCAUAAAUGGUUCUCUAGGUCGUUGCCCCUUGUUUUCUUCGAUUUGGGGUUGACUGUCCUGAGGUAAGUUACCGAAUUGUAGAUUGCCUUCAUCACAGCUUUUCAUGUUGCGCUUCUUGUGGCCAUAGUCAAUUUAUACCCCCUUACUUUUCCC